Messenger RNA from Cotesia glomerata, 2925 nucleotides. RefSeq lists its product as uncharacterized. The coding region runs from base 240 to 1796 and encodes 518 amino acids. Gene Ontology annotation, molecular function: channel regulator activity; voltage-gated calcium channel activity. The record is from RefSeq and is a predicted model, not a curated record. The transcript is spliced from 7 exons. Gene Ontology annotation, biological process: postsynaptic neurotransmitter receptor diffusion trapping; neurotransmitter receptor internalization; transmission of nerve impulse. NCBI's taxonomy places the organism in Eukaryota, Metazoa, Arthropoda, Insecta, Hymenoptera, Braconidae. Gene Ontology annotation, cellular component: AMPA glutamate receptor complex; postsynaptic density membrane.
AAUUGACAAUAAGAGAGAAAAUGAAAAAAACUAUACCAUUUAAUUACUAAUGAAUAAUGAAUAAUAAAUUCAAAGAUAAAAAAGUAUGUGUUCGGUUAAUAAAUUGAUCAAAUUAAUUAAAAACAGUGAAUUAAAAUAAACAGCUCAGAACUUACAAGGGUCGUGGAGUGCUUGAAAAAGGAAAACAAAUAAAAUAGAAUAGAAUAGUGGAUGCGAAGUGAAAAAAGUAAAAGGGUAAAAUGUGUUGUUCCGAAAGUACGAGCGGUUCUCGGAUGACCCGGUGUGGAAUUGUUUGCGGUUUGGCAGCGCUUGCAGCUCUUACCACUGCACUUCUUGGACCUGCGUGGCUCCACACUGAAGAAAAACUAUCACUUCCGCACAUUCCGAGACAACUUGCAUCUGCUGUUAGUGUGAAAUUUAAACUUGGACUCUUUAAAGUUUGCCCGAAGAUAAUUAAGCCCGUAAACAUCACGAUAUAUAUAACAACCCCAGCGUGCACAAACGUGAGAUAUAAUAGCCUUGCUGACGUGACAUCACAGGAGCUGGGCUUCAACCAACUAGACUUCACUCCUCUGGUCGUAUCAAAAAUGAGAAUAUCAGCGCCUUUCCAAGCUGUAGCUGCGGUGUUAAUUUUCUUGGGAACUUUCUCGGCGCUGAUCGGGCACUGCCUGGCCGAUCACAAGACCCUGAUCGCUUGCGGGCUGUUUCUCCUCGGCGGUCUUUCUCUCGGUGGCGGUUUGAUAGUUCUGGCAUCAGCACUUUCAGACGCUUCCUACGAAUCGCCUACAAGAUACAGCUUUUCAUCAACAUCCGGCUCUACGGAGGAUAAUGGACUUCCGAAGUAUCAAUACGGCUGGUGUUUACAGCUUUCAGGACUUGCUUUAAUACUAGCUGAAAUUGCAGCUCUUCUAACCGUCUCAGGAUACAUGGCACGCUUUCCGACCGUCGAAGAAAUGGUUCAAGUCAUAGUUCCCGGAGCUGCUAGAAAGUUGAGAGAACAACGCGGAUUAUCUUCGGAAUACCUCGUAAGAGCUCAUCAAAAAUCUCCUGGAGCAACGCAAGCACGGAAUUUCGAUCCGCCAACAAAAGAUGUAAUUUUAGGCCCGCAGCGUCUGACCGAAGAAGGCACAUCACUCCUUUGUAAAUCAGCCCCCGAUAUAUGUGCGUCCAAUCCACAAGCGAUUAGUUACGUCGAUAAGGCAGAUCUUUCGCACAUGUUGCCAGCUUAUCCGGACACGCAGAACCUUGUGGACCCACGGUUUACUUUCGUAGAUAAAGCGGAUCCCAGUAUUGUCGAUUCGAGACUCAGCGGGUUUGCUGAUAAAGAAGGGCUCAUGGAUUCAAGGAUUUUGCCGGACUCCAGGCAGAAUAUGAUCGCCUUUAACGACAGUAAGGAACAUGUUAUCAGCCAAGAAACUAGACAUGUAACCUACGCAGACAACACUAAAAGCGAGUGCCUUCUGGACGCACCACUGGGGUUUAACCGGUAUAACAGCAUGGCAGGUCAAACUGUCCCGAUCACCCUGAAGCACCAAAACAGCCCGACAGUAUCAGCAAUCCAAGCUCAGGCAAUGUACCAAAACUUCGGUACCAUCCACUCUGGAAUCCUGAGGGUAUCAGAACCCGGUACCAGCUCCAGCUCUAACUCCAGCCAGAGAAGCAUGACCUUGCAGAACCCCAAGAGAAAGUCCCAGAUCGCUCAGAAUACCUUCAGUACCCUCGAAUGCGAGAAGAGAAAGCCACGCGCUGCUGGAAUCGCCGGAAAGGUGAACUUCUAUACCGGUAGCGCCGUAUGACCACCACCACCGCCACCUACCCCGAGAUAACUCCGAGAAGAGGAUGAGUCCACGCUGUAAAUUACCUUGCGAGUCUUACUGACUGUACUCUGUGUUAUCCUCUGUCGUAAAGUUUCCCAGGUGGUGGCUGGCAACAAUGAGAUCUGUGUCAAUGUUGCUGAUAAUUGUUGAUGAAAAACUCUCUGAAGAUAUUUUCAGUCCCUUCUAAUGAAAAACUCAAGUGAAUAAUGAUAAUUAUGAAUGAGUAUUGAUUAAAGAUAAAUAAUGAAUAAAUAAUGUAAAUAUUGAUAAUAAUGAACAUGAAAUGUUUCUAUAAGAGUAUAUUAUUAUUGUAUCGAUAAUAACUUAUUCUUUUUUCGAUACUUGAUACGUGUUCUGACUACUGCCAAUUUUUAGCUGAUUUAUCCUUCGAUAUUUUUUUAAUUAACGCUCAAAUUGUAUCGACAAAUGCGAUGUACCCAGUAAAUAAUAUUAAUAACAAUAAUGACGAUGAAUAAUACUUAACAAUAAAUGGUUAAUAAAUAUAAAUAUAUACAAUGUUCGAUUAUUAUAAAUGUUGAUUGUUGUGUUUACAUUGCAGACAAUUGACAGGGUGUUGAAUAAUAAUUUUUUGGUUGUUAAUAGUGACUAGUGAAAGAGACAAUCUAUGUGGUGAUGAUAAUAACCGAGGGCGCAACAUCACGGAUUCUAAGAUUCUGAAGUAGAAUCCGCGACAUAUCAAAAUAUAUAGAAGGAUUAAUAAUACUACUUGUAAUAUUAAUAAUAAUAAAAAUAAUAAUAAUAAUAAUUAUAAGUAUAACUAUUGAAAAAUAAGUAAAGGGUGAGAGAUUAUUUUCGAGUAAGUGAAUGUUUGAAUUUUUGUGUACGUGUUGAAUUAUAUUCUCUAUUAAUGAAGGGAAUAUGUAAUGGAAUACAUGUAAUUUUGUUACUGACCAUUUUGUGUUGGUAGUGUAACAAAAAUAUUCUAACAAGUGGAAUAAAGUAUUAAAUAUGAAUAAUAUAAAAAUUGUUUUGUAUAAAUUAAGUAGCUCCAUGUAAUACCAUGUAACUGAUCGUAGAUAAAUAUGUAAUAAAAGAUUUUAACUAAUGAUGAUUAUUUAUAAAUAAAUAAAUAUUUAAUAUUCAAUGA